Molecule: messenger RNA, 1437 nt
Organism: Solea senegalensis (Senegalese sole)
Lineage: Eukaryota; Metazoa; Chordata; Actinopteri; Pleuronectiformes; Soleidae
Gene: sh3bgrl
Product: SH3 domain binding glutamate-rich protein like
Exons: 4
Coding region: 223-570 (115 amino acids)
Cellular component (GO): cytoplasm
Source: RefSeq, a predicted model, not a curated record
UGCCAAGCUCCAUCCAGCCAGAGCAGAGAAGCGGAUCUUUUACGCACACAGUCUGCGCUGCCUUCAGCAGACACACACAGCGUUACAAGCCGGGGAAGUUUGUCACUGUUGCUGCUGUUGCUGCUGCUGCUGCUGCUGCUGCUCUUUAUUUGUCUCAAUCCGUCUGCGAAUCGUCUGCAAGCAGGAGCAGCUGCUCGUGUGAUCAGCGUCAAGAGAUUUAACAUGGUGAUCAAAGUGUACAUAGCAUCGUCCUCCGGAUCCACGUCGAUCAAAAAGCAACAGCAGGAUGUCAUGGGCUUCCUUUCAGCCAAUAAGAUUGAGUUUGAGGAGUGCGACAUCGCAGCCGACAUGGCCAACAGGAAGUGGAUGAGAGAGAAUAUUCCUGAGGAGUCCAGGCCGGCGACGGGCAACCCUCUGCCCCCACAGAUAUUUAAUGAAAGCAAAUACUGCGGGGACUAUGAGGCCUUCUUUGAUGCCAGAGAGGACAAUGCCGUGUAUGCAUUUCUGGGUCUGACCGCUCCCCCAGGCUCUAAGGAGGCAGAGGCUCUUGCAAAGAAAGAACAGCAGUAGCAGCUUUGCAUUGUUUCUACCUGAGAGCUCAGGGUUGGACUUGGACCCAGACCUGGAUCCAGACCUGGGCCCAGACUGACCUGGAAAAGAUCCAAGGAAAAAAAGAAGAAGCAACAUUUCACCUAGCUUAUAAAUAUGUUGAUGGUGUUUAUUUCAGAAUGUUUGUUUUUUUUGUUAUUUGUGCUCAGCUGUGCCUUGUCAGCUGUAGUCAAUGGAGGUACUACACCAGAGCAUCAUGGGUAUCUUUAACAGCUCUGCUUCCUCCACUAACCUCAGCUAACCUCAGCCUGCUAAGCUUUUGGGCCUAAUGGUAUGUCAAUCAACCAUGAGUGUUAAUGUAUAGCUUCCUGUUUGGGAGCACAUCACGAGACAAAAGAAAGUUUGCACACCGAGAAAAUUGUAACACAGAUUCAUUCUUAGUCCAAAACACAACAUCAUCCAUGUCAUUGUCAUCCUUUGUGUUGACUCCAUAGGUCUGUGUAAGUCUUAGCUGUUGAAUUCAGAUCUUGUGCUCUUAAAUCACCAAAUCUGCAGCACCUUCUGUAGGACUUAACUAAUACAAUCCCAUUGUGUUGUGGUUUUUUUUAUUUACUUUAUAUUGUCUUAAUGCUGUUUUAAUAGCAGACUUUUUUCUACAAGAUGAUGUAUGUUUAAAAAUAACCUGCCAAAAGUAUGUAAACCCAGAGGGAUGUAAAAGUAACUUUGUUUUGUUAAUUAUUUGCCUUUUUGCAGCUUAGAUGAGUUGAAAAGGUGUUGGGUUUUUUUUUGUUUGUUUUUUUUGCUGUUGGCAUCCUGUUCCACUUUGUUUUGUAAAUCCCUGUUUUAUAUAGUUGAUACCUUCCUGAAAAUAAAACAGAAAUAAAACUA